GACUGGAUUGUCAUUCAGCAGAGGAUUGAUGGCUCGCUAAGUUUCAAUAAAAAUUGGAUUACUUAUAAAUUGGGAUUUGGAAAUUACAACAAAAAUUAUUGGAUGGGUCUGGAAAAAAUCUAUCAGCUUACCAAUUGGCAGAAUUUCAGGUUGAGGUUUGAGGUCCUGAUAAAUGGUGUUUGGACCUCGGAUGAAUAUGACCAUUUUAAGAUUGGAUCGGAAAUGGAGAAGUACAGGCUGACCGUUUCCGGAUACAGUGGAGAUAAGUGCAAUGUUCUCAACAGUACUGUUCCUGAAUAUCGUCACAACGGAAUGUACUUUUCCACUCCCGAUCAAGACAACGAUUUACUUGCUAACUGGAGCUGUGCAUCCAUGACUUCAUCUGGGAAUUGGUUCAACGCUUGCCAAUAUCAGCGCGUGAACAGUGUCUAUGGUUCAAAUCUUGACUACGCUUACACCCGCGCUACGUACAUAAGGAUGAUGAUCAAACCAAAUCCAUGA
Helobdella robusta is the source of this 501-nucleotide messenger RNA. RefSeq lists its product as hypothetical. The record is from RefSeq and is a predicted model, not a curated record. The transcript has 3 exons. NCBI's taxonomy places the organism in Eukaryota, Metazoa, Annelida, Clitellata, Rhynchobdellida, Glossiphoniidae. The annotation marks the transcript as partial.